Molecule: messenger RNA, 9159 nt
Organism: Biomphalaria glabrata
Lineage: Eukaryota; Metazoa; Mollusca; Gastropoda; Planorbidae
Product: transcription initiation factor TFIID subunit 1-like
Exons: 45
Coding region: 210-5990 (1926 amino acids)
Biological process (GO): transcription by RNA polymerase II; RNA polymerase II preinitiation complex assembly
Cellular component (GO): transcription factor TFIID complex
Molecular function (GO): histone acetyltransferase activity; RNA polymerase II general transcription initiation factor activity; TBP-class protein binding
Source: RefSeq, a predicted model, not a curated record
UUGUUUACACACUUUUACUUUUACUCCUGUCCUAAGUAAUAUGUGCAGGCAACAAAAAUAAUAGAAUCUAGAGUCUAGAGAUGUGAAUAAUGAAUUAAAAUGAUCCCUCUUCGAGUCUCUUUUAUAUUUGGUGUAUCUAGAAGUAGAUCUCGAUCUAAAUAUUUAUAAUAUGUUAAUAUGGUUAAAAGGUGAUAGAGAGUAAUCUCUCCAUGGAUGAUAAUUAUGAAAAUAGUGUGGUCCAUGACCUGACAUUUGGACUAGACCAUGAAGAUCACAGCUCUAUUCAUGACUCUCAAAGCGGCCUUCAUCCAGAUGAGGAGACCUCUUCCAUGUCCAGCAUAUCCUCACUCACUGGAUUUCUUUUUGGCAAUAUUGAUGAAAAGGGGGAGUUGGAAGAGGAUUUCCUUGAUGAGGAAUCUAAACGCCACCUAGGUUCUUUAUCUCGGCUUGGAGUUGGUGCAAUGGUUCAAGAGCUGGCACAAGAUAUUUCAGAUGGUGCUCUAGGAGGAUCUGUUGAUGAUGAUUAUGACUGUAAAUCACCAUCGGCUGUGGAUUUCUCUGAUAUCACUGAAAUAGUGGAUGAGGAAGAUGAGCUGAGAAGAAAACCAGAUUAUGAGAUUAAGAAUUCUAUAGAUGACCAAGAAAGAGAAGAAGAUGAUCGCAAGCUAAUGCCUCCACCUUCUUGGCUGCCAUGCCCAACUCAACCUAUCAGUGUUGUCACUUCAGACAGUGGCAACAGUUCUGCAUCUGCUUCCACUCUCACAUCAGUAGCAAAAUUAUCUACUGAUGAGCAGACGUCACCCUCAUCCCUAAGUCCAAGUAAAAAGUUGAAUACUCCUCUAGCAGACAUGAUGCCUCCAGAGCUAGCCAAUGUGGAUGUGACUACACUUUUCCCAGAGUUUAGACAUGGUCAGGUCCUGAGAUUCUCACGCUUGUUCAAGCCAGCCCAUGUUCCGCAUGUGUGGAGAAAGAAGAGGAAGAAGAAAGAAGAAGAUGAAGAAAAGAAAGGCUCCAAAGGGGACAGCAAAAAGAAAGACUCCAAAGAGGAUCUAGAAAAAGUCCAGGCAGAUGCUGCGGAGAAAGAGAAUCAGCCAGAGGUAGACCAGGAAGAGGGGAGUAAAGACGAGGACUGUGAGGAUAGAAAACCAGACAUAAAAGAGGAGCCCUUCUUUGAGGAGGAGCUAGAGAUCAAUUUAAAUAUGGGGAGGAUGCCAAAGAAGGAGGAAAUGCUAGAUGAUGAUGAGGAGCUUUUAAAAAGGCCUAUUGAUCACAAGUCUUCAAGAGGUCAGUCUGGCUCAGAUGACAUGGACCAAGACCUUGAAGUUGCUCCGUGGAGGUACGGGCCAGCACAGUACUGGUAUGACCACCUCGGCCUUGAUGAGACAGGGCAAGGUUUUCAUUAUAAUUUCAAGGCUAAACCAGAGGAUGUGAAGAAAGCUGAGGAGGAAGAAUCUCUCAGGCUCGACAAGGACCUGGACUAUGAUCGCUACCUUAUGGUCACCCAGCAACGUUGGGAAGACAAGAUCAUCUGGGAUGGGGAGAAGGCUAAGCAGAAAGUUCUGGAAGAGCACAGAAAGAAUGCAGAGUUUGCUGGGUGGGUGCCAAGUACCAAUAACAGAACGUUUGCCCAAUCCCGUGCUCAGUCUGGAUUGUUGCAGAGGUCCAAAUCCAUUCUAGCAAAAGCAGAGUCUGAUCCUGGACGAGACUCUGAAUGGUUUUCAUUAUUUCCUGUAGAGAAUGAAGAACUUAUCUAUGGAAACUGGGAAGAUGACAUUAUCUGGGAUGCUGAGAACAUGGAUGUCAUCUCAAGUCCCAAGGUUUUGACCCUAGACCCCAAUGAUGAGAACAUCAUUCUAGAGAUACCUGAUGACAUUGAUCCAAACCAGCAAACAGAACAGGGCACUGGGACCAAGAAGGAAAAAGAAAGUGUAAGAAAAAGUAAAAUUUUACUUGGAAAAGCUGGCAUCUUGAAGGAUGGUAAUGAUGACAAGGAGGAGGUCCCUAAUGCUGUCAAUGCCAAAGAUUUGUUCAACUUAUCCAAUGACGAGUAUUAUAGUCCUAAACAAAUGGAUAAUGCUUUGAGGCCCAACAUUGGCAGCUCUGUUAUACAGCAUUCCACUCCAGCAGCAGAAUUGCGACAGCCCUUCUUCCCUACACAUCUAGGGCCAAAUAAGUUGCGUACGUUCCACAGGCCACCCUUAAAGAAGUAUUCUCAUGGUUUGCUGUCCUCAUUUGAGCCACAUCCUGUUCACUGUCUCAACAAAAUCAUUAAAAGGAAAGCAAAGAUAAGAGAACAAGAGAGGCAAGCAUUUGGAGGUGGUGAGAUUUUCUUUAUGAGGACACCCCAAGACCUGACUGGCAUGGAUGGGGAGCUCAUUCUAGCAGAGUAUUCUGAAGAGUUCCCUCCCUUGAUGAUGCAAGUUGGCAUGGCGUCUAAGAUUAAAAAUUACUACAAGAGGAAACCUGGCAAAGAUUCAAACCCUCCUACAUUCAAAUAUGGGGAACUGGCCUAUGCCCACACUUCACCAUUUGUAGGAGCCCUGAAGCCUGGCAACUGUUUGCAAGCUUUGGAAAACAAUAUGUUUCGCUCUCCCAUCUAUGAACACAAUCUUCCACCCAGUGAUUUUCUUGUCAUUCGAACCAGACAUGGUUAUUACAUCCGUGAAGUUGAAACAAUUUAUACUGUGGGACAAGAAGGUCCACUUAUGGAGGUCCCUGGACCCAACUCUAAACGUGCAAAUAAUUUUGUCAGAGAUUUUCUUCAGGUAUUUAUCUACAGACUGUUCUGGAAGAGUAAAGAUGAGCCGAGAAGGAUAAAGAUGGAGGAUAUUAAAAAAGCUUUCUCAUCUCACUCAGAGAGCAGCAUUAGAAAGAGGCUGAAACUAUGUGCAGACUUUAAGAGAACAGGCAUGGAUUCUAAUUGGUGGGUUCUUAAACCAGACUUCCGGUUACCAACAGAAGAAGAAAUUCGUGCCAUGGUAUCACCCGAGCAGUGUUGUGCCUGGUACAGCUUGAUAACAGCUGAACAAAGGCUCAAAGAUGCUGGUUACGGAGAGAAGUCUCUGUUCUCUGUGGAAGAAGAAAAUGAAGAGGACACACAAACCAAAAUUGACGAUGAGAUCCGAGUAGCUCCAUGGAACACCACCAGGGCCUACAUCUCAGCAAUGAAAGGCAAAUGUUUGCUGCAGCUAACUGGCUUAGCUGACCCCACAGGCUGUGGAGAGGGCUUCUCUUACAUCAAGGUCCCCAACAAGCCCACUACGAAAGAGGAAGCCAAGGAGACACCAGUCAAGAAGACAGUUACAGGAACUGACGCUGACUUGAGGAGGCUCAAUCUACAAGAUGCCAAGCAACUGUUGCGUAAAUUUGGUGUGCAUGAAUCUGAGAUCAAAAAACUGUCGAGGUGGGAAGUCAUUGAUGUGGUCAGAACCAUGUCCACGGAACAGGCUAAACAAGGCCAGGAUACUACAGGUUGGGUAAAGUUUGCUCGUGGGAAUCGUUACUCUGCUGCAGAACAUAUGGAGAGGUAUAAGGAGGAGUGUCAGAGGAUAUUUGACUUGCAGAACAGGGUUCUAGCUUCCACCGAAACUUUAUCGACUGAUGAGGAAUCCACAUCUGGUGAAGAUUCCGACUUUGAAGAAAUGGGAAAAAAUAUUGAGAGUAUGCUGUCUAACAAGAAGACAAGCAUGCAGCUGUCCAGGGAAAAGGAAGAAGCUGAGAGACGAGAGCUGCAGAGGAUGUUGAAAGGUGACAUGGGAGAUAAAGACAAGAAAAAAGGAGCGCAGUCUAACAAGGAAGAUGAGCUCAUGCACCACAGGGGAAGAAAAUUGAAGAUUGUCAGAACACUAAGAGAUGACACAGGUAGACAGUUCCAGAGGUCAGAGAUGGUGACCAAUCCUGUAGUCAUUGAUACUUACCUGCGUAUACGACAGACCAGGGACCCCAAUUUUAUCAAGCAGUUUGCUGCAAUGGAUGAUCAGCAGAAAGAAGAGAUGAGGAAAGAAAGGCGAAGAAUUCAGGAACAGCUCCGGCGCAUCAAGAGGAACCAGGAGAAGCCAACAUCAACUCCUCCACCAAAGAAAAAACCCAAGAAAGACAAAGAGCAGCUAAUCAAAGCAUCAAAGAUGAAGUGUGGUGCUUGUGGUCAGAUAGGCCAUAUGAGAACCAACAAGGAGUGUCCCAUGUACAACACUCGGAUGGGCGGCUCAGGGCUUCAGGUGGCCAUGACAGAGGAGCAGGAGGAGGAGGAAGAGAAGAACAUCCCAGUGGACCAGGACCUGAUCAAUGUGGAAGGCACCAAGAUCAUCAUGUCCAAGACACUUCUGGAGCAUGCUGAAAGCAUUCGUCGUAAAUCUCUUGUGCUUAAAGUUCCAAAGCAAGCUGUGGAGACAAAGAAAAAGAGAAGAGUUAGCAACAUAGUACAUUGUGACUAUUUGAAGAAACCAAAGCAGUCUUCCAACAGACGUCGUACAGAUCCACUUGUCACUUUGUCCUCCAUAUUCGAAUCUAUCUUGAAUGAACUCAGGAGUUUACCCGAUAUUCAACUAUUUUUGUUUCCUGUUAACCCCAAAGAAGUGCCAGAUUAUUACAGAAUCAUCAAACGUCCAAUGGAUAUGCAGACAAUGAGAGAGAAUGUCCGUCAGAAAAAAUACAGGUCAAGAGAAGAUUUCCUCACUGAUCUGAAUCAGAUAGUUGAGAACAGCAAGCUCUAUAAUGGUGCUCAACAUUUGCUCACCUUGAAUGCUCAGUCUAUGUUGACCUUGUGUAUCCACAGAAUAGCCGAGAAAGAGCAGAAACUAAUGCGUCUGGAGAAGGCAAUUAAUCCUUUACUGGAUGACAAUGACCAAGUGGCCCUGUCUUACAUCUUUGAGAAAAUCAUUCUUUCUAUGAAAGCAAUUGACACUUCUUGGCCGUUCCACAAUCCUGUGAAUAAAAAGACAGUCAAAGAUUACUACACAGUGGUCAAACGUCCCAUGGAUCUGACCACACUGCUGAAGAAUGUCCAGUCACACAAGUACCACAGCAAGGAUCAGUUUGUGGAAGACGCAGAGUUGCUGUACACCAAUAGUCUCCAGUACAAUGGACCUGAACACACCUACACACAGACUGCCCGCAAGUUGAUGGAGGUCAUGAAAGAUGAACUCAAUGAGCAAGAGGAACACAUUCAGCAGCUAGAGGCAGACAUCAGAGCAGCUCAAGAGGCAGCAUUAGAUGCAGCAGAUACUGACAGCAUGACAGGGACAUCAAUCAAUCGAGAUGAUGGCAGCAUAUUAGAUACUGAAAGUUUGGAUGGCUUCAGCACCAAAGAACACAUGACCAUCACUGAGGAGUACAGCAACUCUAACAUAAGAACUUUUAGUGAAAGUGGGGCUGGUCAUCACGUGUCAGACUCUGAGUUUGUUGAUAUUGAAGGAGAUGAGGAGGCAGGAAAUAGAAGCCAGGGACAGAGAGAGAGCUACACCGAGGAAGGUGAAGCUGAAGAUGAUGACCUUGCCAAAGACCUUCAGUUGUCUGAUGCUGAGGAAGAGGAUGAAGAGGAUGAGGAUGACAAUGCCAGUGGAGGGGAGAUAAAUGAUCUGUCUGAAACUCAACAAGAGGAACAAUCCAUGGAAGUAGAUGAGAAUGUUGGAGGUUAUGAUGAGAACGCUCGUUCCUAUUUUGACACUACUGGGGAAGAAGGUGAAGUUGUAGAAGGUGAGGCCUACGAUGCUGGUCAGUUUGAUGAAGAAGGAGACAGCUUUGACCCCAGUGAGUUCUUCAAGAACAGCACACUGGCCUCAGCUCAAGCUCAGGCCCAGGCAGAGGGCGGAGUGGACAUCAAUGACGACCUGCAGAUCUCUGAUGACAGCGAUGAAGAGAGGCGGGCAGAAGGGGCUCAGCAGGCACCAGCACAGGAAAUGGUGGAGGAGGAAGAAGAGGAGGAGCCAUAUCCCAUCAUACCCACUGAGAACCAACAGACUGAGGGCUUUGAUUUUAACGAGUACUUGUGAUCUUAGAGAUAUAGCAUCAUGAUACCCUUAAUUUUGUAGUAUAAUGUAAUAUACAUUUGUAGAGAAUCCUGAUCUUUGAAAAAUAUUUUUUAAUACUUAUUUUAAAUGGGGUAAAUAUAUGAUAGGUAUAUGAUAGAUCAUGAACACAUUAUCAAAUAGUGAUUAUGUUUCUGAACAUAUCACAACUGAAAGAGUUAAAUCUGUUGACUCUGUAGUUGUUUUUGUAUCAUUUAAUUCAAAGUUUUUAUAAUUAUAAUAUUAUUAUAAUAAUCCUUAUUAUUCAUGAGUAAAUUGGUUUUACAAUUGCGCAUCACACAUAGAAAAGCAUUAUGCUAGAAACAAAUCAGUGACAGAUCUUUGAGGAGACCGCUUGCUGCCCAAUGCGCCGAAUAGUGCGGGAGGAUCUAAGUCUAAGUAAGUAAGUAAACAAAUCAUAUGAUGGCACUCUGUUGCAAUUUUUAAUUAAAUGCUCUGCCGUUCUGAUGCAAAUAAAAAUAAAAUAGUGGUGAGUCACGAGUGUUUAAAAAAAAUUGUGUGUAAUUUGUUUUUGUAAUUUACUGACACAUUUUGUUACUAGAAAUGUAUACAAAUAUAGUCUAGUUUAAACCUAGAACCUAACAUUAUUUGUAAACUUAUCAAACUUAUUUGACAAGUAUCAGUACGAAGAUCUAAUUUCUUGAGUAAAGUCAACAGUUGUUUUUAAUUAAAACUUAACUGUCCAUAAACACGUUUUCCUAAAGUAAAUUGAUUUCUUUUUAUUUCAAACAUAAACAGAAUAUACAAUCUGCAAGUGACACUAAUUAACAAGACUUCCCUAAUAAUAGCACCAUGUUAACAAUUCUGUGUGUUUUUAUAAAAUAAAUCUGAUCAGUUUGUUUUUUUAUUUGACUCAUCAUUCAAUAGUGAACUUGCAUUAUGACUGUACAACGCAAUGUUUUUUUUUUUGUUUUUUUUUUACAAAACUUAUAUCAACUCCUGCCAUCUGUCUGUCUGGUAUAAAUUUUGUACAUGCAUCUCCCACUUCCCAUUCUUGGAUCAAGUUGAAACUUUGCACAAUUAUUCAUUGGUGGUAAUUAUUUAAUUUUGUUUGGUAUAAAAAAGGGAAAACAGUAUUGUAAGAUUGUAAAUUAGCAGUUUUUUCCCCUCAAAAAGCUUUUUUUUUUUUAAUUAUUGUUUAUAGUUUGCUUGUUCAUAAUAUUAAACAAUAAUUGUAAACUAUGAAGCCUGUUUCUUUUUUUUUUUUUUUUUACAACAGUAAAAUACCUGCUUUUCCUAAUAGACAUUUCAGGCUUUGAAAUUAAGAAACCACAAAAAAAAAAAAAAAAAAAUUCCUUUAUAUAUAUGUCUGCUUUGAAACCAAGAGUUAAGUAAUAUAAUGAAUAUCCUGAUCAUAUUUCUAUAACUAAUCUCUUACUGCCAUUUAACAAAACUCAAACUUGUUAGUAUUGUUCAUUAUCAUUGUUCAUUUUUAAAUUUUUUAUUUUUUUUCAUUUUUUCACAUUGAAAAGUAAAAUUUGUAACUGAAUCUGUUUGUGUCUUUAUUUGUAAAGAAGGGAAGGGGGGGGGGUAUCCCUGACCUCAGGAUAAUUUGAGUGUGUGCAUUUCAUGGGAAGUUGCAAUGAAAUAAAAUGGUUGAAAAAAUAUAAUACAUAAAAGGGAACAAAUAGCUUUUGGUCUAGCUCCCUGCAUCUAGAAGAGAUUUGAACUCAGAAUAUUUUGUCUUUGGUUAUAUUUGAAACCAGUGUUGGGGUGUCAGGCAAGAUACCACAAAUACAAUACCUGUACAAAUGCAAGCAACUUUUAAUAGAAAGCUAAAACAUGAUGUCCAAUGUAUUUGUGUACAAGAAAUAUUGUGCUCUCUUGUUUUGAGUCUGUAUAUAAACUUCCUUUUUUUAACAUGUUUUUUUGUCUCUUUUAUAUGACUGUAUUUGUAUAUAAGGUACAUUGUUCAUUUGUGUUGUUUAUCACUGCGGGAAUAAUUUAAUGUUUAAUUACUUUAAAAUUUUGUAAUUUGGGCUUCAUAAGACACACACUAGUACUUUGAACACCCUGAACCAUAAGACACUUCAUGUUUACAAAAAAUUCACAAUUAAAUGGUGAGCUAAUUAUUCAAUAAAACCCACAACAAACCUUGGCGACAGUUCUCUGCUGCUCUCAUGAUCUGCUCCAUUGGACUAUCUCCAAUUUAAAAGUACUUGUAUAAGCUUGCCUAUUCUUUGAUAUAAUAUGUUUAAGUAGUUAAUUUUUUUUUUGGCUAGAAAAUCUCCCAUUGACUUAUUGACACUUUAAUGACUGGAACUUCUACUAACCUUUAACCUUCCUAUCAAUAACGUAAAAUUAGCAUAUUCCAAAGAGUGCAGUAAAUUUUUUCAAAAACCCUUGAAAUAAAAAAAGAAACUGUUUCCUAUAAUGUGGAAAAAUGUGGUAGAUUUGUAUGUUCUCUGAUUUGAUCUAUUUGAAAGCUAUCACUGAGUGAACAUGUUUUGAUAAGUUUACAUUUUGGUAAACAUUGUUGACAAUUUUUAUGGGCUAAAUGAAAAACGUUUGUAUGUAAUACAGUUGUUCUGAUUUGAGAAUGUGAACAUUCAAGUGCAUGUGAUAGUGGCCAACGGAAUGUGGAGUAAACAUACAUUUGUCACUUUUUUUUUUUUGUUGUUGAGCUAGUAGGUUAGAGCUUGAGUAUUCUUUCUUUGACAGUUCAUGUCUUCCUAUUAGUUUCCAUGAAUAUUUAUAGUUACGUCGAUAGUUUUUAGGUCCUGGUUAAGUUUUAAUAAUAGUUUCUUUGUAUAAAUAGUUUUUAAAAGUCUGAGUUAAGAAUCUUGAAGAGAAAAAAAAGCUUGUACAUAAUUUUUUUUUUCUAAAAAAAAAGGAAACUACGAAAAGUAAAAGCAAAUAAUUCUCUUCAGUCAUUGAAAAUAAAAUAUAGAUACAUUAUUUAAUUCACUUCAGCUUUUAAAGCAAAUAAAAAAAAAAAGCUUUUAAUUUUUUUGUUAUCAUGCUGUUGGCCAUCAUCCUUUUUGUUGCAUUUAUGAUUUGAGAAAAAAACUGAAACAUGUUUGAUGUUAUGCCAAGCAUAAAACUUUGUAAAUAUUGUGUUUGGCUUGUGCACAAGUGUGUUGAGAUGUUGUUUUUCAUUUAAAGAAAUUAAAAUUUACACUUAAUAAUUUUU